Molecule: messenger RNA, 1490 nt
Organism: Trichobilharzia szidati
Lineage: Eukaryota; Metazoa; Platyhelminthes; Trematoda; Strigeidida; Schistosomatidae
Source: the annotation of a GenBank genome assembly
CUAAAACAAAGCGUAUAUUCAUACAAGUAACGGAGAAGAUCUGAAAAUACCUCUUAAAUGUAAUUCAAUAUAUCUUUAUGCAUCAAAAAUGUAUUAUCUGAAAUCUGUCCCAUACAUGCAUUGAACAAUUUAAUUUCAAACCAAUGUGUUUUUGUUUAUCAAAGCGCGGUCACAAAUAACGUGUGUCGCAUCAUGUCACAUAGAAAGUUCUCGGCCCCACGUCAUGGUUCUCUUGGGUUCACACCCAAAAAGCGCAGCCGACGCAUUCGAGGAAAGUGUAAGGCUUUCCCACGAGACAGAAGGUCCCUCCCACCCCAUCUAACAGCAUUCAUGGGAUACAAAGCAGGAAUGACCCACAUCGUGCGUGAGGUUGAUCGUGUCGGCUCUAAAGUACACAAACGUGAGGUAGUAGAGCCAGUGACCAUAUUGGAAUGUCCACCAAUGGUCAUCGUUGGCAUGGUCGGUUAUGCCCCUACUGCAAAGGGCUUGAGGACGUUCAAAACGGUGUGGGCAGAGCAUUUAACCGAAGAAUGUAGACGGCGCUUUUACAAGGAUUGGUGCAAGUCCAAAAAGAAGGCUUUCACUAAAGCCUCCAAAAAGUGGGCAGACGAAGCUGGUUUGGCACAGAUAAGUCGUGACUUGAAGAAAAUCAAAAAGUACUGUACAGUUGUACGAGCUAUUGCUCAUACACAGAUGAGACUAAUGAAACAUCGGCAGAAGAAAGCACAUGUCAUGGAAAUCCAAGUUAACGGAGGGACUAUAUCACAAAAGGUCGACUGGAUCCGCUCACACUUUGAAAAACAGAUUCCAAUUUCAAACGUCUUUUCUCAGGAUGAAAUGAUCGAUGUUAUUGGUGUGACUAAAGGUAAAGGCUUCAAAGGCGUUACUUCUCGCUGGCAUACGAAAAAGCUUCCCAGGAAGACACACAAAGGUCUCAGAAAAGUGGCAUGUAUCGGCGCCUGGCAUCCCGCUCGUGUAGCAAGAUCAGUCGCUAGGGCAGGACAAAAAGGCUAUUUCCACAGAACAGAACUGAACAAAAAGAUCUACCGCAUCGGUAUAGGCUUACAAGCGCAGUUGGAGAUAGCAAAAGCCGAGGUUGCCAAAGAUGAUAAGGAUAAAAAUGUAGUCCCAAAGCCGAAGGGGAAUGCAUCCACAGAUUUUGAUUUGACAGCGAAAAAUAUCACACCUAUGGGCGGAUUCCCACAUUAUGGCGAAGUCAGAAAUGACUAUGUUAUGAUCAAAGGUUGUUGCAUGGGUCCGAGGAAGCGAGUCAUCACGUUGAGAAAAACCCUAAUCCCACAAGUUAAACCCCGAUCAAAGGAAAAGAUAGCGCUCAAGUUCAUUGAUACAUCGUCGAAGUUUGGUCACGGUCGGUUCCAGACACGAGCAGAGAAACAAGCAAUAAUGGGCCCGUUGAAAAAAACUAUGGGACACUGAAGAAUUGCUGUAUGAUUUUCAUUGCGAACAAUAUAUGUUGUGGUAGAAUCCCA